GCGGGGGCCAACCGGAAACCGCCGUACUCCUUCAGCUGCUUGAUCUUUAUGGCGAUCGAGGAUGCGCCGAACAAGCGGCUGCCUGUUAAAGACAUCUACGGCUGGAUCCUUGAGCAUUUCCCCUACUUUGCGAGCGCCCCCACGGGAUGGAAGAACUCGGUGCGUCACAAUUUGUCGCUAAACAAAUGCUUCAAGAAGGUGGAUAAAGACCGCAGUCAGAGCAUAGGAAAAGGAUCUCUAUGGUCGAUAGACCCAGAGUAUAGACACAAUCUGAUCCAAGCACUGAAGAAAACACCGUACCAUCCCUACUCAACAGGCCUGGCCGCCCCGUCCACUUCCCCGCCCACCCUGUCUCAGACAUUUCACCACAGUCCUCCAUUGUGGUCGGGGAGUCCCCUCUUCAGGAAGAAUGGCGGAGUCCUCCUCCAAGUUCCUCGUGGUGUGAUUCAAAACGGCGCCCGUGUCAGGAGCCAGGCACUCUUCCCUGUGAUAAGACCUGUUCCCGUCAGCCCAGUAGGGAGCAGAACUUCGGCCAUAAGAUCUUCCAUAGGAGAGUAUCUGAAACGAGGCCAGGACAGCCCUUCUUGCUACUCUCCUCCACCUUGCGGCGAGGACCUUCAGGAAGACCACAAUUACAGCACCGCCAAAUCCCCAAGCAGGCUGGGCUCCUCCCAGGCCACGGCCCCUUCGUCUCCGACGGACGACGACGACAUCAUCGCCGUGGAAAUCCAAUCCGACAUCAAACCCGAGCCCCGGGAGAUCCCGCUGGAUUCCCACGUCACCGCCACCGCCGCCGCCGCCGCGACCUACCUUUCCCAGCAACCCCUGCGCGGACAGAGACGUAGCUUGGGGGCGGGACCCGGGACACUGGCGGGAAGCAGCUUCACGUGGACCAAAAACCGAGCGAGGGGCAUUAGCGAUACGCUGCCGCUGAAGAAGCGGCGCGCGGUGGAGAAGCCGCCGGAGAGCGACGACGAGGAGAUGAAGGAGGCGGCGGGGUCGCUGCUCCACCUGGCCGGGGUCCGAGCCUGCCUCAACAACAUCACAAACCGCACCGCCAAGGGCCAGAAGGAGCAGAAAGAGGCCCUGAGAAACUAAAGGACACACGGUACAUCAUCGAGUGAACACGUUAGCACGCCGACACAGACACACUGUACAACACCCAAAUAGAUCAACAGGUAACAUGUUUUAGUCUCGACGGACGCGUCUCAUCUCCCUCUAUCUAUCUGCAGGGCAUUAGGUGAAUCCUACUUAUUUGUGGCAAUAUCAAAAAUCUAUGUUUUCCUACAUGUUCAGCAACACUAAUGGGUACUUCUCAUGUGUCUUUUGUUCUUUUUUUUUUUUUUUUUUUUUCAAAGGGGAUGAAAGCCAUAGUAAAGCAUUCAUUCGGACAAGUGGGCAAAAGUGAAUCCGUACAACGGCAGAAGAUGGCUGUUUGUCUUGCAUAUUUGUUUGUUCGCGUGCGUAACCUGUAGCAAUCUUGCAGUGAUGCCAGCAAAGGCGGCGGAGCCUACGAGACUCGGGCGAGGGGAGGGCGAAGGGGCCGGGGGGGGCGGAGCCCUUCCCUAGCAUCACUCUCCUUACAUCCACGAGCACAAAUGUGAGACUGUGCCAAAGAGAAGUGACCAGGUUGCUUCAUGUAGCCAAUAUGACAGCUGACAAAAAAAAAUAAACUUUAAAAAAAAAAAAAACGAGGAAAAAAAACA
This is a messenger RNA of Hippocampus comes (tiger tail seahorse), 1706 nucleotides long. RefSeq names its product forkhead box protein N3-like. The transcript has 5 exons. Bases 49 to 1098 code for a protein of 349 amino acids. NCBI's taxonomy places the organism in Eukaryota, Metazoa, Chordata, Actinopteri, Syngnathiformes, Syngnathidae. Gene Ontology annotation, cellular component: nucleus. Gene Ontology annotation, biological process: regulation of DNA-templated transcription. Gene Ontology annotation, molecular function: DNA-binding transcription factor activity; cis-regulatory region sequence-specific DNA binding. The record is from RefSeq and is a predicted model, not a curated record.